Molecule: messenger RNA, 3700 nt
Organism: Drosophila ficusphila
Lineage: Eukaryota; Metazoa; Arthropoda; Insecta; Diptera; Drosophilidae
Gene: dsx
Product: protein doublesex
Biological process (GO): sex differentiation; regulation of transcription by RNA polymerase II
Cellular component (GO): nucleus
Molecular function (GO): RNA polymerase II cis-regulatory region sequence-specific DNA binding; DNA-binding transcription factor activity, RNA polymerase II-specific
Source: RefSeq, a predicted model, not a curated record
GUGCGAGUGUCGUGCGAAGAGCUUCGUGGCUCCGCAACCAGUUUGCCCGCACUGAUCGUCCUUUGCGCUCGUGCAACCGCUCUGCUGCGUCUCGCGCGGUCCGCGUUCUGUGCUCGAAAUCGCAGGCCCAACCGAACAGAACUGGAGCGGAAUCAGGUCCAAAAUUCUGCGCGAUAGUUUGUUUAGUUGCUGUUCAAAGUCCGAAAAUAUCUCUAGUAUGCGCGGACCUGCAGGGAACCAGAUCGAGCCGCGAGUGCCAUGCUGCUAAACAAAGUCUUUUGUGGCUGCAGUUUGUUCGGUUUAAGAUAACAAAUAAAGGGAAUAAUACAACAUUUUUGCCGGCUUCACACUCUCACUCUCCUCGGUGUUGUCGGCAGAUCUCUCGCUCCGAGUGCUAUUUUCUCUCACAUCGCUUGCAUAACCCAGAGCAAAACACACCGCGCGCGGCCAGUUUGCAGAUCGCAGAUGCAGAUACAUUUACAAGAUACUGCGUCUAGUAGUGGACCUGCAGAUAGCUUGCGAGCAUGCGAGUGCAUGCGAUUGCAAUUGCAAUUGGAAUUGUCUCCGGUUAUUAACUUUUUAGACUCAGGAAUUAAGUCAUUACGGCCAACCGAAAUUGAGGUGCUUACAAAUUCAAAUUCAUUCAGCGAAUUAUAAAAAGUGAAACUAAGGUCUAAAACUUCUCAAUAGUAUACAGACAAGCAAAUACAAACCUAUAUACCAAGACUUAUCAUUAAUCAAAUUAAGGUUUAAUCGCAACUUGAAUAUUUAAAGUUCCCAACUAAUUAGAGUUGCAUUCAAAUUAUUAUUUAAAUGUUGAACAAUUACAAGUCGCAGAGAUUAAGCUCUAAUCAAAAGUGAAGCGGCUGCAGAAAAUGCUUCUAAAACUGGCUUAAGGCACGGCAAGUAAAUUGAGAUACUCGAGUCUUUAAACAGGAUACAAGGCAGUGCAGACAUGGUUUCGGAGGAGAACUGGAACAGCGACACAAUGUCCGACUCGGACAUGAUCGACUCGAAGAACGACGUGUGCGGGGGAGCCUCCAGCUCCAGCGGGAGCUCCAUCUCGCCGAGGACUCCGCCCAACUGCGCCCGCUGCAGAAAUCACGGGUUGAAGAUCACCCUGAAGGGACACAAGCGGUACUGCAAGUUCCGCUACUGCACCUGCGAGAAGUGCCGCCUCACGGCCGACCGCCAGCGAGUGAUGGCCUUGCAAACGGCCUUGAGGCGGGCCCAGGCGCAGGAUGAGCAGCGGGCACUCCACAUGCACGAGGUGCCGCCCACAGGUUCGGGGGCUGCCUCUUUGUUGGGCCACCACCACCACGCCGCUGCCCCCGCCCACGUCCACGCCCACCACGUGCACGCCCACCACGCCCACGGCCACCAUUCGCAUCACGGCCAUGUCCUGCACCACCAGCACUCGGCGGCCGCAGCAGCAGCAGCCGCUGGAGCAGCACCCGCGGCUCCGACCUCCCAUUUGGGUGGCUCCACUGCGGCAGCUUCGAGUCUCCAUGGCCACGCCCACGCGCACCACGUUCACAUGGCUGCCGCCGCAGCCGCCUCGGUGGUGCAGCACCAGCACCAGAGCCACCCGCACCACCACCACCAGCACCACCACCCGCAUCCGCAGCAGCCACCGCCACCGCAGCAGCAGACGACGCUGCGAUCGCCACCGCACAGCGAGCACGGCGGCAGUGUGGGACCGGCCAGCAGCAGUUCCGGCGGAGGAGCGAGCAGUUCCAUCAAUGCCGCAGCGGCCACCUCGAGCAGCGGUUCCAGCAACGGCGGCGCUGGCGCUGGCGGAGGCGGAGGCGGAGGAGGAGGAGGAGCAGGAGGCGCCACCGCGGCUAACGGAGCAGGAGGCGGAAGGUCAGCGGGCACCUCGGUGAUCACCAGCGCCGACCACCACAUGACCACGGUGCCAACGCCCGCGCAGUCGCUGGAGGGAUCCUGCGACUCGUCGUCGCUCUCGCCGUCGUCCACUUCCGGUGCCGCCAUUUUGCCGAUCUCAGUUUCCGUCAAUCGCAAGAAUGGCGCCAAUGUGCCCCUGGGCCAAGACGUUUUCCUAGACUAUUGCCAAAAGCUAUUAGAGAAAUUCCGCUAUCCUUGGGAACUGAUGCCGCUCAUGUAUGUGAUAUUGAAGGAUGCAGACGCCAAUAUUGAAGAGGCUUCCCGGCGAAUCGAAGAGGCUCGCGUGGAAAUAAACCGCACUGUAGCGCAGAUCUACUACAACUACUACACCCCGAUGGCCUUGGUGAACGGGGCGCCAAUGUACCUGACCUACCCGAGCAUCGAGCAGGGUCGCUAUGGAGCGCACUUCACCCACUUGCCGCUCACCCAGAUCUGUCCGCCGACGCCGGAGCCGCUGGCCCUCAGCCGUUCGCCGAGCAGUCCGAGCGGACCCUCGACGGCCCACCACCAGAAGCACUCGCGGCCGGGCAGCAGCAACGGCACCGUGCACUCGGCCGCCUCGCCCACGAUGGUCACCACGAUGGCCACCACCUCCUCCACGCCCACGCCCACCCUCAGCCGCCGGCAGCGGUCGCGCUCGCCCACGCCGCCCACGCCCACCACGCCCCCGCCGGCGCACAGCAGCAGCAACGGAGCGUACCACCACGGCCACCACCUGGUCAGCUCCACGGCCGCCACGUAGCAGUACCGCAACGUUGCCGCCGCCGUGGCAGCAGCAGCAGCGGCAGCUGUCCUCUUUGUCGAUAAUUGAGUAUAACCAACCUCUUGAAUGGAAAGCAGCAUUGCACUGGAUGAACCCAACUGAGCAAGCGUGUCGGAAAGUUGCAGCUUCCGCAGAAUGUUAUUUAAUAUCUAACCAGACUUUGACAUAAUUCCAACAAAAAGUAAAAGCAUAGAACAUCUAUAUUAUGAAAUUGUAAUCCCCAGAAACCCUUUUCAAAUUGAUCUCAAAAACAUAACUUAAAAUAAAAAUACAUAAUUCAUACAAAUUGUGGACUAGGCUAUCUGAUGUGUUAUUAAAUAUGAACGUGUCGGUAGCAACAUUGUGUGUACACUUUGAAAACUUUUUCUGCAAGAUAAUAAUCAAGAAACUAAUAUCGAUUAGCACAAAAUUAAAACUUCUUUAAACUUACAAUAGCCACAAUUCUAUACUUGAAAGUUCUAGUCGUAAGCACGAGCACUUUACCACGAAAUCAUCGCUGUACAGCAAGCGAUUAAAGAAACGAAUAUCAGACUAUUAGAUCGCUUUAUUACAAAUUUGUUCUAUUUACAUAAAAAAAACGUGUAUUUGAUAUGAGAUUAUCAGCUUGAAACAUAAAAACUUUAUUUAACUUCUUAUAGGAAUACAUUACAUUUUUCUUGGGCUGUGCGCUGGCAUGUAAAGAGAGCAUGCGGUUUAUUAUGACUUCGUGAGAAUGAUCUGUCUGAUCUGAAAGUAGUGUAGCGUACUUUUCCAAAUUUGAGAAAAUACAGUUUUCCUUUGCACAUCAAUCGUUUCUUUUGUACAGUUUGACAAAAACCAAAUAUGUUAUGCUAUUCAGAUCGUAGUGGAAUUCGAUUGUAUCCGCUUAAGUAAAAAUCGCGAAAUAUUAAAUUAAGGAUAUAUUAACUUAGUAGAACACAUUUCAAUUUUAAUGGAACUCAUUAUAAAUCACCAAACACUUUAAUCGUAUUCUAGUUAAUUUUAAUACAAAUGCUUUGAAACAAAGAAAUAAAAACAUAAAGAAAUCUA